CCGGCAGAAGCUUUCCAUACGUCAGACGAAGCUGUCGCGUCGCACUUGUCUCCGAUACGCGAACAUGUGUUGCCGCUAAUUGCUAACUUGUGACCACAUCUAGUGUAACGUGGUAUCGUACAUGGACUCCGUAUAGUCUAGCCUAAUGUUGGGACUGAGACACCGUGGUGAACAUGUGGGCCUACAUCAUAGCCGCAGCACGAGGCGACUCCAGACAAACGGUCAGCAAGAAUAACUCCAUGCAAAACAACUCCGAUGAUCACCUCUUCUCUUAUCGUGAUGGCAAAGUAUUCACUCUUUCGAGCUCUGGCGGCCCAUGCCCCGGUACCUCUGGGUUGACUUCGCGGGAUAUAAUCAAAACCAGAUUCCCUCAUUUCAAGAAAACUUUAUCCACGAAUACGCUAAAUCCUUUACACAUGGAGGCCAAUUGUAAAAACGAGUUAGAGGAUGGAAUCGAGCCUUUUGAGGAGGCGGUUAGUGAUGUUGGUCCAAGAUCAAGCUGGAUUCAGAGGCAGGUGUCCCGGUUCGCUCGAAACCUUCGAUACCGGAUCACCGGCGAGGGUCGCACCAAGCCCCCUGACUUGUUCCUGGACAAGUUCGCAGCACAGACCUUCUCCGAUCCCGAUGAACCAUUGUAUCAAACGAAGAGAUCAAAGCUUCUUUGUGGACUGAGAUUGGCAUUUGACCCAACGCUACCAGCACAUUACCAUUGGUUAGCGGUGGUGUCACUAGCCAUCUUAUACAACGUGGUAUUUGUGAUCGGACGAGCUGUUUUCUGGGAGUUGGACAACCUUACAGUACUCUGGUUCAUCUUGGACUACCUUUGUGAUGCCAUUUAUCUCAUUGAUACUGUGAUUCAUGUCCACGAAGGUUAUCUUGAGCAAGGUCUCAUGGUGAAGGACUCAACAAUGCUCAGAAAACAUUAUCUGAAGUCAGUUUCAUGGAGAUACGAUCUCAUAUCUUUGAUACCAACGGACAUCGCUUAUUAUUGGUGGAAACCCGGCACUUGUGAUUAUCAACGAUUGCCGUGCCCUGUUAUUGUACGACUGAAUAGACUAUUUCGACUGCCUCGAAUGUGGGAGUGGUUCGAUCGUACUGAGACCGCCACCAGCUACCCUAACGCUUUCAGAAUCUGCAAGGUCGUAAUGGCAAUUCUAGUCCUAAUACAUUGGAAUGCGUGUCUAUAUUUUGCAAUAAGCUACGCCAUUGGAUUCGGUACUGAUAACUGGGUGUAUAAUCUUACCGGAUCACGUAACGAAUCUCUCGCUCAUCAAUACAUAUACAGUUUCUAUUGGUCGACUUUAACUCUGACAACUAUCGGAGAAACACCUCAGCCUGAAAUCGAUGCUGAAUAUUUGUUUGUCGUUGCGGACUUUUUGGCAGGAGUAUUAAUUUUUGCAACAAUUGUAGGAAAUAUUGGAUCGAUGAUUUCUAACAUGAAUGUUGCGAGAGUUGAGUUUCAAAAUAAAAUGGAUGGCGUCAAGCAAUACAUGGCAUUUAGGAAAGUUAGUGGGGAGCUAGAGGCUAGAGUUAUUAGAUGGUUCGCGUACACUUGGGCUCAAAGUGGAGCUUUGGACGAAGAGAACGUUUUGUCAUCUUUGCCCGAUAAACUAAAGGCAGAAAUAGCUAUACGGGUACAUCUGGAUACGUUACGUAAAGUGAGGAUAUUUCAAGAUUGUGAACCUGGAUUGUUGGAAGCGCUCGUCCUGAAAUUAAGGCUGCAAGUCUUUAGCCCCGGUGAUUACAUUUGCAGGAAAGGUGAUGUUGGCAAAGAAAUGUACAUAGUUAAACGCGGGCGACUUCAAGUGGUUGCUGAUGAUGGGAAGUCAGUUUUAGCAACUCUAAGUGCUGGGUCGGUUUUUGGGGAAGUAAGUGUCUUGGAAAUAGCUGGAAAUCGUACAGGGAAUCGAAGGACGGCAAAUGUUCGCGCUCUUGGAUAUUCAGAUCUGUUUUGCUUGGCAAAACGAGAUCUGUGGGAAGCACUAGCAGAUUAUCCGGAUGCAAGGGCUACUCUUACGGAACGUGGCUGUCAAUUACUUAGAAAGGAUGGUUUACUGGAUGAAACUGUUUUUGAAAAUGCUCAAACUACCCAACAAAGUUUGGAAGAAACUGUUCAGAAACUUGAGACAACUGUCGAGAUGUUGAAUAAUCGUCUCCAAGGGCUUCUCGCUGACGUCGGCGAGGAACAAGCUAAGAUAAAACAGCGAAUUAACAAAAUUGAAGUUAGAAUAAUCGAAUCGGACGAUGAAGAUACUGAUUCAAAUGAUACAUCAGCUGACGGUUCAGAAUUAAGGAGCGAUGUGGUUCAGGUUUAUGACUCAAGUUCCGGUCCACCUAUAAGUUCUCCACGAUCCACAACGAUGUUUACGAACCAUCCCUUACGUGAACGAGGAUUCUCACUGAGUGUUGAAAGAACACCAGGACUAAUGCAUUUUCCACCCGAACCACGAAGCAAAUCGUUGCGUAUCAAGAAAAUUCAUAAGGAUAUAUCAAAGUGAAAACAAACAUAGAACAGACGAGUCAAAAUACUAUUAAAUAUGACGCAUGCGUCGUUCAUUUUCUUUUAAUAAAUGAAAUAAA
Messenger RNA from Papilio polytes (common Mormon), 2580 nucleotides. RefSeq names its product cyclic nucleotide-gated cation channel subunit A-like. Gene Ontology annotation, molecular function: intracellularly cGMP-activated cation channel activity; intracellularly cAMP-activated cation channel activity; cGMP binding. Bases 174 to 2498 code for a protein of 774 amino acids. NCBI's taxonomy places the organism in Eukaryota, Metazoa, Arthropoda, Insecta, Lepidoptera, Papilionidae. Gene Ontology annotation, biological process: monoatomic cation transmembrane transport. Gene Ontology annotation, cellular component: intracellular cyclic nucleotide activated cation channel complex; plasma membrane. The record is from RefSeq and is a predicted model, not a curated record. The transcript is spliced from 10 exons.